GGUUUCUGCGUUUCGACUGUGAAAGAGGAAAGAUGAUGGAUAAACAUAUCCGUGUUACUGUAAAGGAUUUUGUGCCAUUGCUUCCUGACACAAAAUCCAAUCACUCCUACUGAUCAGUAAAUACACACAUAUCUAUAUUAUCUAUACCCAUAAAGACAUUCAUUUAACGAGCUUAUUAAUUCAAGUCAACCGUAAAAUCUCAAGAGAGGCCGCAGAGAGUUUUAAGUCAUCAAUAGUUAUCUCUAGCAAGUGUUCAAAUUCACACACACUAAAGAUACAUUUAUAUAUCAAGAUCUAAUUAUUCUUCUGUUCGUUAUUUAAUUGGUUCUUGUGCAAAAAUUCAUCAUAAAAGUAUCUUUUGCAUGUGAACAAUAAUUUUUUCAACUCACAAUAAUGGAUCAUCCAGAACCAAUAUCUAAACGUCCAAUGGAAAUACCACAAUGUCGUAAAGGUUUUACACUAGAAGAGGCAAGAAAUUUCGUUGAUCAAAUUAUGGAAGUAUUUCGAAGUUUAGAAGAUAUGUCAGAUCUACGAUCAAUGUAUGAAACGGGUAAACAACUGAGUCGAGCGUAUUUCGACUGUCAUUCAUGUCGAAUCGAAUUAGCUCAACAUUUAACCAAUUGUGAUUAUCCAGCAUUUGCAUCGAAAAUGAUGAAGAAAUUAAAUAAUAUGGGGGUGUUUAAAAAUGAUGAUAUUUGGUUCUCAUCAUUUUACUUUUAUAAUACAACAUGGAAUUUUUCUGAUAUCUGGCCGGAAUUCGCUACUGCUUUAGCUACUGCUGGUUUACCAAACUUACUCAAUUUAAAUAUUGGCCAUCAACCUUAUUUGGAGAAUUUAAGCAGUAAGAAUGUCUACUACCUUAUUAAAGCUAGUCUGUCCAUUAUUCACAAUAUAGCUCGUGUUCCUGGUAAUAUACAUUAUUUCGCCUCAGAAUCAGUUCGACAGGCAUUAUUACACUUAGCUCAACGUGAAGAAGAAUUUCUACGUUGUGUUUCUACACUUUGUUUAGCACAUAUUGUUAAUGAAUCCGAAAUUCAUUUGAUCACUGAUACAUCGACAGGUGGCAUAGAUUUGCUACGUAUAUUAUUUGGAUACGUUACUUCUGCCCGUGUUUCUGAGAAAAGAAGAUGUCAUGGAUUUCAAGUACUUGAACUGCUGUCUGCUGUGGCUGCUCUGUCGGUUCAUGAUCCUAUCAAAGCUAGUUUAUUAUCCUCAUCUGUUGGGGGAAAUUUAAUUUCAGCAGGGAAUAAUCAGAGUACAGAACAUGGAAUGACAUGUUUAAGCCUACUCAAGGAAUUAAUUGAAACUGCUUUACUUCCCAAUUCUAGUCCUGUUUCUAUUAGAGAGGCAGAGGAGGCAGUACGUAUUCUAUGGAAUACUGUUUUUGAUCCAUCUGUCUGUACAGGAGUAUUACAAACACAGUUGAACAACUGGUUAAGUGAAAUCAUGACAACUCAUGCUACAUCUUUACAGUCGUGUAAAGCCCUUUCGCGUGCAAUGGAAUCUGUUAGUUGGCAACUAAACAAUCCUAUUUCUAAAAGUUUGAAAAGCGAACCUAUGGAAUGUGGCCCAGUAUUACUGUGUUUUGCCCCAUCUAAUCGCAUUGCUGUUAACCGCAUAGCUGAUCGUUUAAGAGACGCUGGUAUACUGCUAAACAGUAUUCCUUUCUGUCCUGAAAUAAUAUCAUCUGCUGAUGCUUCGGCAACCGGACUCAGUAUGUGUGGUAGUAAUGCAGUAAAUGAUGCUCAAUGGAUGGAGUCUGUUGAACAAGCUUCGGUGAUGAUUGCAUUUAUGAGUGAUUCCUUCCGAUUAAGUCCUGGCUGUCGACUGGAAGUGGAGUAUUUUUCUAGUUUUGAUACUAAUACAUAUGCAAAACCUAUUAUCCCUGUUGUAUUACAACCGAAAUUCAAAUUAACUGGCUGGUUAUCUCGCCUCAUCGCCCAGCAUCCUAUUGAUUUCAAUGGCAAACGUGAUCUGGAAGCUAGCUAUGAUGCUUUGAUUAGCCAGGUAAAGGAGUGUUAUUCUGAAGCCAAGAGGCGUGCAGAAGCUGCAGCUGCACAUCAUCAUUCUACUACUGAUUGCAAAAGACACCUGGCAAUUGCUGGUGACACAGGGGUGCCUGGAAUACCAAACUCAGAUGUUACGGUGAAUCAUUUCAACGCAAAUCCUGUCGCCAGUAAUCGUGGUUCCCUUGGUUUUCCUCCAGGUACUAAACGUGAGGACGGAAUUCCUUUUUCCUGUCAUCCUGGACUAUCUACGAUUUCUACUCAAAAUAUGGUUCAUCUGCAGCCCAGUGUUAUAUCCCGACCUCUAGCCACCAGUGCUUGGCGUCAUGCCAUUCGCCCAUCGGUUCGUAAUUGGUCUACCUGUAAAGUUGCUUCUUGGUUGAAAUUCCGCGGGUUAGGUCAUGUACCUUCCCAAAUAGCUGGCGGUAUCGAUGGCGUUCUAUUAUCUCAGCUAGCUGGUUUACGUAUUUGGGCUCCAGAAUAUUUCACACAAUGUCUGCGGUCUGAAUUAGGUCUUGGUUUCGCUGAUUCUCUUCGAUUUUUGGAAGCAUUGGACGAGCUAGCUCCAGGAGACAGUGAUGGACAUGAAGUUGAAGAUGGAGACGACUGUGUAGAUGGUCGUACCCAUGUGGGAAAUUUCGAUGGUGCAGCAUCUAGAGCGUAGCAACUUUUGAUUUUGAUUACCAAGAUCAUUGUUUUAUGACAGCAUGUCCUGAUCUUGUGAUAUAUAUUACAUGGUACUAUUUGAUUAAAGCUGAUAACUGAACGUGCCAAUCGAAUUUGCAUUCAUUGUAUCUUUUCGAAUCAACUGCUUGCAUCAUUACAGACUACUGUUUCGGUGUAUUGAAACUGCUGACUGAUGGGUUUUUUCAUUUGAAAAACUGAGGUAUUAUUUACUAUUUGUUUUUAUUUAAUAAUAUUGUAAAACUAUUCAUGUUUGAUUUUUUUUUGGAGUAUAAUAUCUUAUAAACAAUAAUAUUGUCUAAAUUCAGUUUGUCUUGGUUAUGCUAUGUGGCAUGGUAGUUGUAAAAGACAACUGUUUAUGUGAUCACACUCAGUGAUGUAAUUCCUGUUGUUGUAAUUUUCUUUUUUGCAUUAAUAUAAUAUCACUUUUUUUCUGUUUUUGCUAAUUUCUUGAAUUUCUUUUUUCCAACCAGUCCUUUUAUCAUCACGGUUAUCACAUAUUCAUUUAUGAUGAAUUAUAAUCAUUCCUUAUAUUGAUGCAUAAAUCGUUACUUUUUUAUUCUGCUGUAUUCUAUUUCUUCUUUACAUUGUGAAAUGCUAUCUUCAUUCUCAUUUUCGUCCCAAUGGUUAUAUCUGAACUGAUACGAGGAUCUAUGUUGAUGAUUCCUCACUAAUAUUCAUUUGAGAGAAAUAUAUUCUCGAAACUAGUUUUUAUUUUGUUAGUGUUACAUUUUUCUUCAGUAUUCUGACUUGAAUGUGUGUUUCUUUUUUUAAGAAAAUGCUUUUAUUUGAUUUGGUGAAAAAACAAAACAACAAAAUAACACAGGUAAUUAUUUUUCACUCUAUCUGGAUCAGUUCUCCUAUCUCUAUUUUCGUUUGUUUUUUUCCUCUUUCUUUUUGUUAAUUAACUUCAUAUUCUACAUUUGUGCACGUCUUUAUGUUCAAUAUUACCGACUACUACGUUGUUAUGAGUGAGGAGUGUUCCUUGUCUGUUCAACUUUACCAUACUAUAUUCCUAAUGACUGACUGAUUGACUAACAAACAUACCUUAGUUGUAUUUACGUCUAUAGAGAAAAGAGAGUAAGCAAUAUUAUUUUAACUUAGAUACUGCAGUCUUCUAGUAAUAGCAUUAGUAGUAUUACCCUACCUCUACUCUACCGCAACUGUAUGAAGCAUUACUUACAAUCAUAAUCACGAUGACGCAAUAAGAGAAAAGCAUUUUUUUAUUAUUGUUGACAAAAGAAAAAAGAAUUAUUAUUACUGAGUAGUAGCAGUAGUUGUUGUAGUGUAGUAUAAUAUGUACAUCCUACGUCGUAUUUCAUCCGUUUAUUGAUCAGCUUUAAGUUUUUUUUCCUUCUCACAGUCCACUUUCCUCUUUUUAUUCUUAUCUGAUAAAAUUAGCUGUAUAAUAAUGGACAAAGUUACAGCAUGACUUUACAUUUUAUUUAAGAAUAAAUGUGAUGAUGAGGGGAACAACAUUAUUCUAAAUGUCUUCUUUUGUGUUAAUAUUGUUUACGUAUAUAUGUUUAUUUAUUUUAUUUUAUUUUUGGUGCUUUCUCAGUUAAACAGUAAAUUAGUUGUCGGAUAAACAAAUUCAGUAUAUACACACUUAAAAUAAUCACAGUGUGACGUAAUAACAUUUAUACUACCUAUACUUCUGUACUACUUUUAAACGGGAACUAGAUGAAUAAACUCUGUUGUU
This is a messenger RNA of Trichobilharzia regenti, 4392 nucleotides long. NCBI's taxonomy places the organism in Eukaryota, Metazoa, Platyhelminthes, Trematoda, Strigeidida, Schistosomatidae. The record is from the annotation of a GenBank genome assembly.